Mollisia scopiformis is the source of this 2710-nucleotide messenger RNA. RefSeq lists its product as uncharacterized. The record is from RefSeq and is a predicted model, not a curated record. The coding region runs from base 91 to 2619 and encodes 842 amino acids. Gene Ontology annotation, cellular component: GARP complex. Gene Ontology annotation, biological process: retrograde transport, endosome to Golgi. Lineage: Eukaryota; Fungi; Ascomycota; Leotiomycetes; Helotiales; Mollisiaceae. The transcript is spliced from 3 exons.
AGCUACGAUCAGCAACGUUACCACAUGCGCUCUGCCUUUCUGUGAAGCUCAAGCACUGCUUAGGCAGCUCAUAACCGCAGGUAAAACAGCAUGAACGGCGCCGCCAAAGCGCCGCCGUCCCUGGAUGCUGUUGACUAUGACCCAAUUGACCACCUCAACACGAUAUUCUCUCAUCCCUCCACCCUCUCAUCCAUAAAUCAGACAGCCUCCGCCCUCCAAACCCAUCAAAAUGACCUUUCGACCACCAUCUCCUCUCUGGUGGCCGCGCAGGCCUACAGCGACGAUUCCAGCCUUGCACGCAUGCAAUCCGCAAAAGAAGAACUCGCACAGCUUUUCCGCAAGAUCGAAACAGUACGAACACGCGCUAUCGAGACCGAACAGACAAUCACCUCUAUGACAGCAGAUAUCAAACGGCUGGAUGGCACAAAGCGGAACCUCACAUUGUCUAUGACGGCUUUGAAGCGCCUGCAGAUGCUCACGACCGCAUAUGAACAAUUGAGAGGUCUGGCGAAGACGAGGCAGUACAGAGAAUGUGCGAGCUUGUUACAGGCUGUCUUGCAGCUUAUGCGGCAUUUCAAUAGCUAUCGGAGUAUCGACCAAAUCGCGACUCUAUCUCGGAAUGUGGCGGAGCUGCAAAGAGAAUUGCUAGAGCAAGUCUGUGAGGAUUUCGAGAUAGCGUUCGCGAAGGGAGAGGUUUCUAGUAAGAGGGGCAUGCUGGGGGAGGCUUGUCUGGUGAUGGAUGCGUUGGGGGAGAAUGCGAGGGCGAGAUUGGUGACUUGGUAUGUUAAUACACAGUUGCGGGAGUACAGGUCGGUGUUCAGAGGGAAUGAUGAAGCCGGGAGUUUGGAUAAUAUUGGAAGACGGUAUAGUUGGUUUAAGCGGAUGCUGAAGACCUACGAGGACGAGCAUGCGGGUAUCUUUCCCAUACAGUGGAGAGUCAAUGAGGUGUUGGCGAACGCUUUUUGUGAGGGGACAAGAGAUGAUUUCAAGGGCAUCUUGGAAAGAAGCAUGAGGCGGCCGGACGGAGGGAAAAUCGAUGUCAACUUGCUAUUGAGUUGCUUACAAGAGACGAUGGAUUUCGAACACACUUUGGAGAAGAGAUUCGCCAGCGAGCCAAGGGCGAGUAUAGACACACUCAGCUCGGUGGAAGACAAACCACAGACUUUUGACCGAUCGAUAUCCGAAGCUUUCGAGCCAUACCUCAGUCUCUGGGUUGAUUCUCAAGAUAGACAACUAGCGGCCAUGAUACCCAAAUACCGGAACCAACCUAUGAUACCAGCGGACGAAGAAUUCAACCCCCAAGCUGUGAUACCUUCCUCCAUCGAGCUCUUCCACUUCUACAAGCUCACUCUAGCACAAUGUGCAAAACUAUCGACUGGUGAGAAGCUCUUGGAUCUUUCCAAGACAUUGGCGAAGUAUCUGGAUGAAUAUGCUCAACAAGUACUUCUGCAUUUCCUGCAGGUCUCCGGUGGACCGCCUCUCAACAACAUAAUUCUUGUUCUCAAUACGGCUGAUUAUUGGCAUACAAAUACCCAGCAGCUUGAAGACAAUAUCAAGAAACGGGUUGACAGCGAGUUUGCGGCCAAGGUUGAUUUCUCUUCACAGUCAGAUGCUUUCAUGGGCGUGGCUAGUGCUGCAGUGCUAGGCCUCGUCCAUAAAGUUGAAGUCAAUUGCGAAUCAUCAUGGCGAGAAAUGAGAAAUACCAAUUGGAGCAAGAUGGAAAGUGUGGGAGAUCAGAGCUCUUAUGUUGCAGAGCUCUUACGACAUGUCAACUCUCAAGCAGAGGAGAUUUUGGCUUUAGUAGCGAAGCAGCAAUACGCUCGAGCGUUUUGUGAUAAUCUCGUUGAGCACCUGGCAACUACGUACAUCGCAAACAUCGUUCAAUGUCGGCCGGUAUCAGAAGUUGGCGCUGAACAGAUGUUACUCGACAAAUACGUCCUAACCAAAGGUCUCACAACACUUCUCUCACACUCCCCAUCUGCUUCAGCAUCUACAACUACCCAAGCUGCCUUUGUCAAGCGUGUAAAUUCAAGCAUGGCUCGUCUCGAUCCACUCCUCAAGACUCUCCAAGUCCGGCCAUCUCCCCCGGAAGCUCUCGUUCAAGCUUAUCUCAUCCAUAUAGGAGAUCGCUCAGAUACUAAUUUCCGCAAGAUCUUGGAGUUGAAAGGCAUCAGGAAACAAGACCAACCACAUCUCGUCGAAUUAUUCGGCAUUCACAGAGACGGAAAGAGCAAUGAUCAACUUGUGGCAAUGAGUCCGCUACUUACACCACUCAUGAAUGCAGGCGGGAUUGGUAGUGGUGGCUUAGGACUCAAUGCUGCGUCGCUAGGAGCUGCUUCAGGUAUUCCGAAUCUACAGACGAGAUUUGAUCCUGCUGGAUUUGGAGAGAAACUAUUCAGCGCAGCCAGAGAUGGAGUGGAAAGGAUGGGAACUGCUGGUGUUGGCGGUGGCGUUGGUGAGCGAGUAGGUAGCCCUCUGGGAGAAGAAGCCAAAGCCACAGUGGAAGGCAAUCUGAAGAGCAUUGGAAAGUUCUUCAGAAGAGACAUGAGUGGGUUUGGUGGGAUAGGAGGCAGGUUCGGCGCAAGGAGGGAUGGCAGUAUGGAUGAUACUGUCCGGUGAUGAGCGAUGGUGUCUAGGUAUAUUCUGCAAUCUAGAAGAUAUUUCCAAGGCAAGAGCGGCGUAGCUUUGUGUUUAGCUUCCAGGAGUGACG